This is a messenger RNA of Epithele typhae, 657 nucleotides long. RefSeq lists its product as uncharacterized. The record is from RefSeq and is a predicted model, not a curated record. Lineage: Eukaryota; Fungi; Basidiomycota; Agaricomycetes; Polyporales; Epitheliaceae. The transcript has a single exon. Bases 1 to 657 code for a protein of 218 amino acids.
AUGUCCUCCACCUCUACACCUUCCCAUAAUCUCCGUGAGGCCAUUAACGCCUCACCUUCCAUCGAGCACAUGAUCCGACUCUUUCCCGAGCUGUAUCACCGGCCCCUCACCACAGUGCUCAAGCGCAUCGUGGAGCUGGCAUCGUCCCACGCCUUGGCCGUCGACACCAUCAACAAGCUGCAAGCGCUGGUACAAGACGGCUGGGAGACCUCUGACGCCCUCCCAGAGAACCUCCGGGCGCCCCCCCUCGAUCGCGAAGUUUGGGAAUCCUUCAGUAACAAGACCUUAGUGGAGGGUACGUUAGCCCGCUUGGAAGCACGCCGAAAGGAAUACGAAGUCGCCAUCGUCACAUGGGAGCUCGAGUUCACUAGAGACGCCAAGAAAUAUUAUGACCCCCUGGUCCAGCCCGACCACGUCUUGGACCUGUUGCAAAGGGCCAUCCUGCAGUUCUGGAGGUCCACACGUGGCGUUUUGGAGAUCCCCGAGUUUCACUCCCAGGCGCCCUCUGCCCCCGGCGAGCCUACGCCCCUGCCCACCAUCACCUGGCAAAUCCACCCAGAAAGGCUCAUCGAACUGGAAAUGGUCAUCUGUCACCUCCCCUUCGUCGCCCAACGUGUGAUCACCUUGGAAGGGCAGCCUGGUCUGAUCACCAUUUAG